Penicillium bovifimosum is the source of this 1059-nucleotide messenger RNA. RefSeq lists its product as uncharacterized. Lineage: Eukaryota; Fungi; Ascomycota; Eurotiomycetes; Eurotiales; Aspergillaceae. Bases 1 to 1059 code for a protein of 352 amino acids. The record is from RefSeq and is a predicted model, not a curated record. The transcript is spliced from 5 exons.
AUGUCUUCCGCAGACCAGAACUCUGACGCCACGUGGACGCCCGGUGACUUCGAGCACCCGAAUGAGGCGUUGCGGCGUUCAAUCACAAUUGCGCUCGUCUUUGCGUUUACUUUGUCGACUAUUGCUGUCGCCCUUCGUCUCUUGGCGAGAAAGAUGACUGGCAGCAAGCUGUUUUUGGAUGAUUACCUCAUUCUCGUUGCUCUGUUCAUGAAAUAUUCUUGCUCCAGUGGAGUCACAGUCCUUCUUUACAAUGGCUUGGGAUCGCACAUCACAAUGAUUCCCGCCAAGAACCUCACGGUUUACUUCCAAAUCGGAUAUUCCAACAACUUUGUCUACACUGGCUGCAUUGCCUUCAUCAAGUUCUCUAUUCUGGCACUAUACAAGCGCCUGUUCGCUAUUCGCUAUAUGAACAUUGCCGUGAACAUCAUGUUCGGCUUUGUCUGCCUCUGGGUUGUCGGCGUAUAUACUGCAGGGGCUCUUAUCUGCAUUCCCGUGAACAAAUUCUGGGAUCCAUCCGUCCCAGGAGCUUGUCUCAACCCAGCCAAGUUCUACUACGGCAUUCAAAUCCCUAACAUUCUCUCCGACCUCAUCAUCCUGGUCAUGCCCAUGAGGGUUGUCUGGACACUGCCCAUCGCCAAGUCCCAAAAGUUGCUGCUUUCCGGAGUCUUCCUCGUCGGUGGCCUAACUCUGAUCUUCGAUAUCUUCCGCCUCCAAGCCAUGAUCCGACUGGUGGAUCUAGGCCCAGAUAUCACAUACAACCAAGUCCCCGUCGUCGUCUGGACUUGUAUCGAAGCCGCUGUCGGCAUCACCGCCGCCUGUCUCCCGAACCUGCGCCCGCUCUUCAAGCUCGGCAGCCGCAACUUCUGGUCCCAGCUUCGUUCGUCCAAGCACGUCUCCGAGGGUACACUCGUUACCACGACUUCAGGAAGCACCAUUGCUGCUACUGAGAGUCGCUCCGACUCUGCUGCUGAGAAGCAGAAGCAGUUUGAUACCUUUGUUGCGCAGGAUAGUAUGGAGGUUGCGAAGUACAGUGAUCUGACUGACCGUCCUGGAGUGUAG